Messenger RNA from Rotaria sp. Silwood2, 1356 nucleotides. NCBI's taxonomy places the organism in Eukaryota, Metazoa, Rotifera, Eurotatoria, Philodinida, Philodinidae. The record is from the annotation of a GenBank genome assembly.
AUGCUAAGAUUAAGCAAAUAUCUGUACACCGAAAUAUGUCGAUUGAAAUUGCUGAACGCAACUACAGAUCCCAAGUUUGUACUGGAGAAAUCACCAUUUGAUGACGAAGAUGAAAUAGAAGCACCUGUUCUCUCGAACCAAAAAGAAAUGGUAGUUAUUGGACGAAUAUUUCCAGAGUCAGAAAUAUAUAGAGAAGGUGCAUUUAGAAUUGAAAUAAGACUACCACCGCGGUUUCCAUUUGAUGCACCGGAAGUAAGGUUUCUUACUCCAAUUUAUCAUCCAAAUGUUUCAGUGGAUGGCAAGAAUAAUUUAGAAAAAAAUAAAAUUGAUAUUUGUGUUUUUUCUUUAGGUAGAUUUUGUCCUGCAAUAUUAGAAAAACAUGGCACAUUGGGAUAUACAACAAUUUUAGUUCAUGUUAUUAGACACGUUGUACGACAUAUCGACAAGCCUGACAUUCUUUUUGCUGCAUCUAUUCAACUCGCUCGUGAAUAUAUGGGCCAUAGUUCUGAAUUUGAUCGUAAAGCACUGGAAUAUGUCAAAGAACACGCUUUGCCACGUAUUCCCACAGAUGCCUUUAACUUUGGUGAACUGCCUAAGAAGGCCACCUUUCUUUUCGUAAGUAGCGAAUUUGCCGCCACUAUGAAAAACAAACCUGAACAAGUUGAAACAGUUUUUAUUCUGGAGUAUGAUAAAAAUAAAGUUGAUAAUCGAGAACGAUUUGCUACUGAUGAAGAUAUAAUUUGUCAAUUGGCUGAUGAAAUAUAUCGAUGUUAUGAAAAAGAAGCAAGAGAAUAUUCAGAAUAUGGUGAUCCAUCAAUAGCGAAAAUAAAAGAAGAACAAGCCAAUCGAAUUCAUAUCGAAUUGAAGAAAAUACAUCAAAGGCUUUUUGCUCGUAAUAUUACCACCGACACAACGAUUUGUACAAUAACAACACUCGUCUGGCUCAAAUCAAAAUUACAAGAUGAUAUUGAAGUGGAAAAAGUAAAAAACCUGUUUUCCAAAGGCGUUUCAUCUUUUUUAGUGUUUGACAGUCUGUUUGACUGUCAUAAAGAUUUGCUCGAACAUGAAGUCGUUGGUAACAUAUUUCUUAUUAUUGAUGCUGAUUAUGAGGAAUCAGUUGUCGUUGAUUUUCAACAACUUCCAAAUGUCAAAGUUGUCGGUCGUUAUGGGCAAUCAUCAUUAGAAAAUGAAGCCAUUAUCGAUAAUUAUGAUGAUCUUUGUUCUCGAUUAACACACGAUCUUAUUGCUCAUUAUAACAGAUUAGGUACCGAGUGUAGUAAAACGCAUGAUGCAAAAACAGCUAAAGACAUGUUCAUGAAAGCACAUAAACUUUGUAAUAUUGAUUCUGAAUUUUAA